GCCUGUUCCGGCCGGACGCGGAGGCGCUGCCGGGAGCGGAGCUGCCCCAGGUGCCGGAUACGAACGCGGCGGCGGUGGGUGAGUGACACAACUGAGUUUUCAGUAAGUGAAUCGACAUCAUGUCUCGAGCACGGCAGCCCCCACUUGUAACUGGUAUCUCUCCCAAUGAAGGCAUCUCCUGGACAAAAGUGACUAUUAGAGGAGAAAAUUUGGGGACUGGGCCUACAGACCUCAUAGGGUUAACAAUCUGUGGGCACAACUGUCUGCUAACUGCUGAGUGGAUGUCUGCCAGUAAAAUUGUGUGUCGAGUUGGACAGGCUAAAAAUGACAAAGGAGACAUUAUUGUUACUACAAAGUCUGGUGGCAAAGGAACUUCAACGGUUUCCUUCAAACUGCUUAAACCUGAAAAAAUAGGUAUCUUGGAUCAGUCUGCUGUCUGGGUGGAUGAAAUGAACUAUUAUGACAUGCGCACUGAUAGAAAUAAAGGGAUUCCCCCCCUGUCCCUACGUCCAGCUAAUCCACUUGGUAUUGAGAUAGACAAAGGCAGAUUUCCUCAAAAAGAUUUAGAGGCACUGUUUCCUGGGAUGAGUGCUGAUUUUACUAGUGAAAACUUUUCUGCUGCCUGGUACCUGAUUGAGAAUCAUUCAACAACAAGUUUUGAUCAGCUCAAAAUGGCUGUUGUGAAUUUGAAGAAGCAAGCCAAUAAGAAAAAUGAAGGAAGUCUAGCUUAUGUGAAAGGAGGUCUCAGCACAUUUUUUGAAGCACAAGAUGCUCUGUCAGCAAUUCAUCAGAAACUGGAAGCGGAUGGAACAGAAAAAGUAGAAGGAUCCAUGACGCAAAAACUGGAGAAUGUACUGAACAGAGCCAGUAAUACAGCAGAUACUUUAUUCCAAGAAGUGCUGGGUCGCAAGGACAAAGCUGAUUCAACAAGAAACGCUCUUAAUGUUCUUCAGCGUUUUAAAUUUCUUUUCAACCUUCCCUUGAAUAUUGAAAGAAAUAUCCAGAAGGGUGAUUAUGAUGUGGUUAUCAAUGACUACGAAAAAGCCAAGUCACUGUUUGGAAAGACAGAGGUUCAAGUCUUCAAAAAAUAUUAUGCUGAAGUUGAAACUAGAAUUGAAGCUUUAAGAGAACUUCUGUUGGAUAAGCUGCUUGAAACUCCAUCAACAUUGCAUGAUCAGAAACGUUAUAUAAGAUAUCUUUCUGAUCUUCAUGCGCCUGGGGACCCUGCUUGGCAGUGCAUUGGUGCUCAACAUCAGUGGAUUCUGCAGCUUAUGCACAACUGUAAGGAGAGCUAUGUUAAAGAACAAAAAGGCAGCUCAUUGCUCCACAGCCCUAUGCUGGAUCUGGACAGUGAUGUGCGUCCAUCACCAAUUGGCCAUCUCAGUCAAACUGCAUCAUUGAAAAGGGGCAGCAGCUUUCAGUCUGGCCGUGAUGAUGCUUGGCGAUACAAAGCUCCUCAACAAGUUGUGUUUGUUGAAAAGCUGACAAAACUUGUUGUAAGUCAGCUGCCCAACUUCUGGAAGCUCUGGAUUUCUUAUGUGAAUGGAAGUUUAUUCAGUGAGACUGCUGAAAAAUCUGGCCAAAUGGAAAGAUCAAAGAAAAAUGCAAGGCAAAGACAAAAUGAUUUCAAGAAAAUGAUUCAGGAAGUGAUGCACUCUCUGGUAAAACUUAUCCGUGGAGCUUUGCUUCCAUUCAGCCUCAAAGAAGGAGAAUCAAGACAGUAUGGUGGCUGGGAGAUGAAAUCUGAGCUUUCUGGCCAGUGGCUGACACAUGUUAUCCAGACAGUAAGGCUUAGUUACGAGUCUCUAACUGCACUCGAGAUACCCAAUGAUAUGCUUCAGAUCAUCCAGGAUCUUAUUCUGGACCUUCGUGUACGUUGUGUUAUUGUGACCUUACAACACACAGCUGAAGAUAUAAAGAGGUUAGCUGAAAAGGAAGACUGGGUUGUUGACAACGAGGGUUUGACAUCAUUGCCAACCCAGUUUGAACAGUGCAUUAUACAUUCCUUGCAAUCUCUUAAAACUGUACUAGACUGCAAACCUGGAGAGGCCAGCGUUUUCCAGCAGCAGAAAACACAGGAGGAUGUGUGUCAGCUGAGCAUUGGGAUCAUGCAGGUCUUUAUAGACUGCUUGGAACAACUGAGCACCAAACCUGAUGGUGACAUAGAUACAGCACAUCUUUCAGUUGAUGUUUCAUCUCCAGAUUUGUUUGGAAGCAUUCACGAAGACUCCAGUCUUUCUUCAGAACAGAGGCUUUUAAUUGCACUCAGUAACUGCCGUUAUCUGGAACGUCAUACCUUCCUAAACAUAGCUGAACAUUUUGAGAAACAUGGCUUUCAAGGCGUUGAAAAAAUAACUCAAGUUAGUAUGGAAUCCUUGAAAGAGCUGGAUCAAAGACUGUUCGAAAUGUACAUUGAAUUCAAGGCAGAUCCUAUAGUUGGGUCAUUAGAACCUGGCAUUUAUGCAGGAUAUUUUGAUUGGAAAGAUUGUCUUGUUCCAGCAGGUGUCAGAAACUACUUGAAAGAAGCGUUAGUGAAUAUCAUUGCUGUGCAUGCAGAGGUGUUUACAAUUUCCAAAGACUUAGUUCCUCGGGUAAUGUCAAGGGUUGUAGAAGCAGUCUCUGAAGAACUGAGUCGACUGAUGCAGUGUGUUUCAUCCUUCAGCAAAAAUGGAGCUUUACAGGCAAGACUUGAAAUCUGUGCUUUGAGAGAUACCGUGGCCAUAUACCUAACGCCUGAAAGCAACUCAAGCUUUAAGCAAGCUUUGGAAGCCUUGCCUCAGCUCUCAAGUGGAACUGACAAAAAGUUCUUAGAAGAGUUGCUAAACAAAUUUAAAAGCAGCAUGCACUUGCAGCUGACCUGUUUUCAAGCUUCUUCUUCAGCAAUGAUGAAAACAUAGACAACAAUGCAGGCAACUCAAAAGAUGGUUGUGUUUAAAUGUCACCCUUUUUUCUGUACUUCUUCAAUCCCUUCGAAGACUGAAGAAAACAAAAGGAAUUUCACUGGAAAAGAAAUUGAAGAUACAACCCUGAGUAAUAGCAUUGGGUAUCCUCCUCAGUGAGACUUCUGGCCAUGAAUACCUUGAUAAAGUGGUUUUCUGUCUACUGAAUUUCAUUCUGUGGAGGGUAAUA
Molecule: messenger RNA, 3129 nt
Organism: Pezoporus occidentalis (night parrot)
Lineage: Eukaryota; Metazoa; Chordata; Aves; Psittaciformes; Psittacidae
Gene: EXOC2
Product: exocyst complex component 2
Exons: 28
Coding region: 120-2897 (925 amino acids)
Biological process (GO): exocytosis; Golgi to plasma membrane transport
Cellular component (GO): exocyst
Source: RefSeq, a predicted model, not a curated record